Messenger RNA from Syngnathus acus (greater pipefish), 1700 nucleotides. It is a transcript of the gene olig1, whose product is annotated as oligodendrocyte transcription factor 1. NCBI's taxonomy places the organism in Eukaryota, Metazoa, Chordata, Actinopteri, Syngnathiformes, Syngnathidae. The record is from RefSeq and is a predicted model, not a curated record. Gene Ontology annotation, molecular function: protein dimerization activity. Bases 134 to 856 code for a protein of 240 amino acids. The transcript has a single exon.
UCACUUUCAGAGUCCUCACGAAGCAGCCAGAAGGUCCUCGGGAGAAGCAGCCAACCAACCAAGUGGUUGUCGUGGCCCCAUCACCACCGACAGCCCUUCUCUUCACUCUUCUCUUGGCUCUUCUUUGCUGAAGAUGAACGUUUUGAGCGACUCCAGGCUCCGAGCCCCCCCGGAAGCCCACCGCGCCCCGGCGCCGGACCUACCCUCCGGCCCCUCUGCGUUGGUCUCCCGUCUCCGCACGGCAACGGGGGCUUCCGCCAGAGGGGGCUCCUCCAAGGCGGGCCGGGAACUAAGCGCCAAGGAGCAGCAGGAGCUGCGCAGGAAGAUCAACAGCCGCGAGAGGAAGAGGAUGCAGGACCUCAACGUGGCCAUGGACGCCCUGAGGGAGGUCAUGGUCCCCUACGCCUCCUCCGCCCCCUCCUCGGCACCUCCUCGCCUGGCGGGCGCCCCUCCCGGACGCCGGCUCUCCAAGAUCUCCACGCUGGUGCUGGCGCGCAACUACAUCCUGCUCCUGGGCUCGUCGCUGCAGGAGAUGCGUCGGCUCCUGGGCGAGCUCGGCGCGGGGUCGGGGCCCGGCCCUCGGCUGCUGCUGACCGGGGGCUGGCCCCUCGUCUCGGGCCCCGGGCGGCUACUCCUGGCCCGGGAGCCCUUUGGAGGCUCGAGAGCCUCGCCCCCUCUGCCCGGCGUCCUCAAGUGUGUACCCCCACUGUCCCCCGGGCCCCCGGAAAGCCCGCUGACCCCCGCGCGGUGGGGCUUGGGGCCUCCCCUGGGGUCAUGCUUGCCCCCCUGCCCGUGCGUGGCCUGCGGGCUGCCCAGGUUUGUCCAGCCGGCCCCGCCUGCCAGGUUCCCCAAGUGACGCCUGCGAGUCCCCCACCCACAAAAGGACCAAGGGAUGAAGAUGUUGAGGAAUUGUGUUGAGGCGACCUCUGAAGGGGAAACUUUGGGGUGGGCGUUGUUGCUACUACUCGUAGGGCCCUAGCCCGACCCCCCAGCGUGAAAAGACCAGUGUUGUAAUGAUGACGCCUUUUGAUUCUUUGCUCUCUCGCUCUCUGUGUGUGACAACGCGUUCAAACGGACAGAAAAAGUGAGAAGAAGAAGGCUGGCCAUCCCGACGAGCACUUGGUGGGGAUUACGGCCGCUGCGAGCGUGAGGCGCACAAAGGAGGCGCUGCACGCAAUUAGGACAGAUUACGGCAAAUAAGGACGAGGGGGCGGGGCCUCAUCAAAAUCGGACGCUCCAUCUUGUAACGUUCAUUUGCAUAAAGCUGCUUCGUGCGGGAUUAGCUACCUUGCGACUUGGUCCACUUGCCUACCUUUUAUCCCCCCCCCCCAUCUUGAGAGCGCCCCUGAGAGGGUGUCGCUUUCUACUGCCGGCUGCUCUCAUUGUUGCAGCGUCGCGGGGGUCCGCUCGCGCUUUGGCUUGCCACUUUAACUCAUCUCCUGCGCGCGCGCGCGCGCGCACACACACGCGCGCACACACGGAGUGAAAUCGUUCCACAGAAAGCUCCAGCAAAUGCCCUCUGCUCAAAUCGUCGCAUAUUUCGAGGCAUUGAGAGCCCGCAAAAAUGUCGCACCAUCAAAUAGAAACGCAAACAAGAGCGUCGAUCGAUGGAGAAAUUAAAAUGAGCAAAAGGGAGACGCUCAUAAAACAUUCAAAGACAAUCGAGAAAGGAAAGCAAAAGCUGCAAGGCGCUCAAAUAC